AUGAAUCUAAUCGUGAAGCUCCGCAGAAGUUUCAGAACGUUGGUCAUUCUCCUGGCGACCUUCUGCUUGGCAAGUAUUGUGAUUUCUGCCUAUUACCUCUACACUGGCUACAAGCAGGAAGUGGCCCUCGUGGAAACCACUGGAGAAGCAGAGUGUGGAGACCUCAAGCUUCUACCAUACAGGUCCGUGGAGCUGAAAACAGCUAAACCCAUUGAUCCAUCUAAAACUGAUCCCACUGUUCUCCUGUUCGUGGAAAGCCAGUACUCCCAACUGGGGCAAGACAUCAUAGCCAUCCUUGAGUCCAGCAGAUUUCAGUACCACAUGGUCAUCGCACCAGCUAAGGGGGAUAUUCCCCCUCUCACAGACAAUGGAAGAGGAAAAUACGCGAUUGUUAUAUAUGAGAAUAUUUUAAAGUAUGUAUCCAUGGACUCGUGGAAUAGAGAGCUUCUGGAAAAAUACUGUGUGGAAUACAGUGUUAGCAUAAUUGGUUUUCAUAAAGCCAACGAGAACAGCUCCCCAAGUACAAAACUGAAAGGAUUGCCAUUACACCUUUACAAUAAUGUAGCCCUCAAAGACUGCGUGGUAAACCCUCAGUCUCCCCUGCUGCACAUUACCAAAGCACCAAGGGUUGAGAAAGGUCCACUGCCCGGCGAAGACUGGACAGUUUUCCAGUUUAACCAUUCCACCUAUCAACCUGUGCUUUUAACGGAACUGCAGACCUCCAGACCGCCCCCCGCCGCCUUGCCAAAGGCUGCUCUGUAUGCAACCGUCAUCCAAGACUUGGGGCUUCAUGACGGGAUUCAAAGAGUCCUUUUUGGAAACAACCUGACCUUCUGGUUGCACAAACUGAUCUUUAUUGAUGCCAUCUCUUUCCUGUCGGGGAAGAAGCUCACGCUGUCCUUGGAUAGGUACAUUCUGGUUGACAUAGAUGACAUCUUCGUUGGGAAGGAGGGAACAAGGAUGAACAUCAACGAUGUGAAGGCUUUACUAGAGACUCAAAAUUUACUGCGCACUCAGGUUGCAAAUUUUACCUUCAACCUUGGAUUUUCAGGAAAAUUUUACCACACAGGUAAGAAGGAACUUCAUGCUCUCAG
This is a messenger RNA of Balearica regulorum gibbericeps (East African grey crowned-crane), 1094 nucleotides long. The record is from RefSeq and is a predicted model, not a curated record. Lineage: Eukaryota; Metazoa; Chordata; Aves; Gruiformes; Gruidae.